Molecule: messenger RNA, 231 nt
Organism: Ilex paraguariensis (yerba mate)
Lineage: Eukaryota; Viridiplantae; Streptophyta; Magnoliopsida; Aquifoliales; Aquifoliaceae
Source: the annotation of a GenBank genome assembly
AUGGAUUAUAUUUUGCGAGUUGUUUUCCUUGACACAGAACGUCCUUGUCCUGCACUGGAGAAACUUAAUCGUCGAUUGGCCGAGGCUGAGGCUGAGCUUGAGGCAUGCAAAAAGCCUCCAGAAGACACAGGUCCACGAAUUGUUGGAGAUGGACUAAUUAUAGAUGAAUGGAAAGAAAGGAGGGAAAGGUACCUUGCUCGUCAGCAGGUUGAAGGGGUCGAUUCAGUCUGA